AUGACAGACACGAAAGACCAUUACAAAGCUGGUGAAACAGUAGACGCUUCCGCAUCAAUGCCAACGGAGCUUCCUCCUUCAUACGAUAUCACUCUAUCUCAAUCUGAGUCUCAACAAAAAGAGCAAUCACAAGCCACGGAGGACUUUCCUACUCUUGUUCUUGAUGGCACAAAGAUCCAUUCCUUAUACGCACCCAAUCGCAUACUCUAUCAACUUAGCAACGCACCAUAUGACGCCACGCGGAAAAUCUAUGCCAUUGAGAAACUCCGAUACCGCAUGACGAAUGGCGACGCUGAACAGAAGCUAAAACACACUGUCGAUCAUAUCUACGACUUCAGGCACGGCAUCUCGAUAGAAUCGUACAAACAAAUCACCAUCCUGGGACAGACGAGUCGGAAGCGUACUUAUCCCAACAUGAUCAUGCACCGCUGUCUCAAUGGCUGCCACACGAUUUGUGAAGGUGGCCAAGUGAAGAUGGCCCCGGACUAUGUACUUAAAGCAGAGUCUCCUCUGAAAGAUCGGCUGAAUCAAGGGAAGAACAACACCACCAUAUGGAAGGAUGAGAAGGGAGAGGUGGUUGCCAUUGAGACGAAACUCCAACGUGAUGAGAAUGGUAUCAUACAAGAGCUCCCAAGGCUUGCCAUCAAGGCUAGGAUCGAAGAAAAGCUGUAUGAUCUGUUGGUCACUUCUUGGUGUGCACAUGUCUGGAAGGAUGCCCAGAAGGAUUUGAAAGAGCCAAUGAGUUGGGAUAAAUUCAAACGAAUUGCGUCGACCAUGCCAAAUAAAGCCGCAGGUAUAUACGGCGGCGCUGGAAUUGGUGGCUCUUCAUUAGGCUUCUAA
Messenger RNA from Fusarium fujikuroi IMI 58289, 840 nucleotides. RefSeq lists its product as uncharacterized. Lineage: Eukaryota; Fungi; Ascomycota; Sordariomycetes; Hypocreales; Nectriaceae. Bases 1 to 840 code for a protein of 279 amino acids. The record is from RefSeq and is a predicted model, not a curated record. The transcript is spliced from 2 exons.